This is a messenger RNA of Ailuropoda melanoleuca (giant panda), 3557 nucleotides long. RefSeq lists its product as uncharacterized. The record is from RefSeq and is a predicted model, not a curated record. The transcript has 2 exons. Lineage: Eukaryota; Metazoa; Chordata; Mammalia; Carnivora; Ursidae. The coding region runs from base 1811 to 2905 and encodes 364 amino acids.
UGCCAUUCAUUCCCCCGCCAUUCCUUUUUCCCUCCUUCCAUCAUCCACUAGCCGCCCAUCCAUCUGUCCAUCCAUCCAUCUGAUCAGGGAGUCCACAAACAUGCAUAGGACACUGCUGGGGCCAGGCCAUGGUGUGGACAUUGGGAAUCCAGAGGGCGAGUUUUAGGGUCUCAGCUACUGUGGAAACACAGUGCUGUCUCAUGAGUCCACCUGUGCCUGUAGGAACAGGUGACAAGGGAGGUGGAAGGGCUGGGCUGCACCUGGUGGUCCCAUGACAGGGCCACUGGGGUCCAUCCUGGGGUCCCAUCUGAGCCCCUCAAUUCAGCUUCAGUGUCUCUCCCUUAACCCCUGCUCUGGGGCAGAGCCCAGUCCUCCCAGGCACAUGGCCUUGCUCCUGCCUGGGCUGCCCCUCAGAGCAGAGAGGAAAGGCCCCUUGCUCGCAGCCCCACCUGCCCCUCCUGCCUCCCCAGCACCUUGGCGAUCUCUGCCCGGACCCGCCUCUGCCUGGCCCCAGAGUCAGGGCUGGGUGAAGGAGGCCCUCUCCUGAGACCCCACAGCCCACGAGCAGGGCCACUCCGCCUCCAGGGAGUGAGACACUUACGCACGCCUCGGGGUCAUGGGGAGAGCGCCCCGUUCUCCCACCUGAGGACUCCCGGCCCACGUGUCCUACCAAGUGCUCGGCAUGGCUUGGGGCGCACCUCUGCCCUGCAGCGUCCCCAGAUCUCGUCACAGCGUUGGAGUGUCUGCCAGGCAGGGAAGGGGUGGAGGGAAGCAGGAGGGAAACAGGACAGGGGUGGGACGGAGAGGCAGCGCCUUGCCCACACGCACCCCUGCGCACGCCACAGAGAGGAGAAAGAAAGGUAACUGAUGGGCAGUAUUUUAAGGCAUAUUAACUCAAUUACAAGUAUAUUUUUACAAUCGUGGCUCCAACAUUUAUCACGCGGCGUUUAUUAGCCCCCGAGCUGGGCUGUGUCAAAUGAAGACUGCGAAGCAGGAGCAUUUCAUUACGCUCUGCCCGCGCCGGGCGCUCCUUCCCGAGUCUCUUAAACCGCACGAUUUUAUCAAAAUCUUCGGAAAUUGAAGCAAUCACUAAAAGGUGUCGGGGAAUUAAAAUGUUCUGUCUCGGUGAAAGAGAUACACUUCUUGUAACAUAUAUCAGUAGUUCUUGUUUUUUUAGAGACACAUUACUAUGCAGAGAAAAGUCCCCCGUGCAGGAAGGGGCCUUCCAGAAGGAUCCGGCAGCGGUAAUUCUUCACGCUUAAAAAUUGUCUCCAGGAAACGUGCUGCCCGCGAGGGCGCCUUCCACGCCUGCCCCCCUCCCCUCUCUCUGUGCAUUUUUCCAGUUUUGUUCUCACCCUCGUGGUUUGGGGUCGCCUCGCUCCAGACCAGCCUCAGAUCUGAGGACGGGAGAUCGGAGCAGCCGGGCAUGAGAGGGAGUUCUGCCCGCGGCUGCGCCCCUGCGCUGGUGAAGCCUGUGGGGAGGGCUGUGUUUGGAGUCUGCCCCCAGAUUUCUCGAAUGUGGCUGCCUCUGGGUGUCCCCUUCCUGCUGCCGCCUGUGGGCGCAGAAUGACGGUCUCCGUGCGGUUUGUCCCAGAGCCCACGUGGAGCCCUUCGCUCCCCCUCCUCACCCCAUGGCCUGAGCUCCGAGGGUCCAGGCUAUGGGGCUGGCGGUGGUUUCCCCUUUCACCAAGGCCCUCAUCGUUUUUGGGGACGACCAGCGCAUAGAGCCCCCUGUCACCUCUGAAGCCUUGAGGGGGUGCGUGGGGGUCUCGCCUGACAGGGCAGUGGGAGCAGAGGUCCUGGAGGGCUGAUGGCUCCCAAGGAGGUUUGGCCGCUUCUGCCGCGUCCCCUGACCUGCCCCGCGGUGGAAGGCAUGGCGCGGUCUGUGUGCGGUCAGGUCUGCGGGAGGGGUGGGGUCAGGGCAGGCCAGCCGGGCGGGCAGAUGUUUCGUGGGGCCUGGCGGUCAGCAUCGGGUGGUCCCCCGCACAGGAGGGCCGGACCCCGGGGAGGGAGCCCGUCCUGUGUGCCGGUGCUGGCAGUGGUGCGGCACGGCGGGGGGGCGGUGCUGGCCAAGGACGCUGGCCCGGUCUGCGGGGUCAGCCUCACUGCCGCCAGCCGGGUUCAGCCGAGGCUGGAUUGGGGUCUGGAAGGCCCUCCACCCCUGGGGCAGUGGUGGGACCCCUGCGGAGGGCAGAGGGCUGGCCAGGCGUGGCUCCUAGCACCGGCCUGUAGGGCCUCUGAGAGCCGUGUCUGUCAGGAAGGAGCGUUAUUUCGGAAGCCCUGUGGCUGCAAAGCCGGGAGCAGAUCGACGUCCUUCAGUGAGCGACAGCAAAGUGCGCGGUGGGCGUCUGCACCCCUGUCGCCACCCAGCGGGAGGGGGCGAGCCUGGCCCGCGCUUGGCCGAUCUCCCGAGGAUCAGAUCCGGCAGCAAAAGCCAGUCCCGAAGCCAUCGUUCCAAAGGCCCCAGGGAGGGGCAGCUGCAUGGUGGUCGUCGUGUGGAGGGAGUUUCCGGGCUGACCGACCAGAGGAGGGACAGACUCAUGGUCCCCACCCCGGGCACAGGAGGCCUGCUGCCCUGCACGUCCCUUCCUCAGCCUUCAGCAAGGAAAGGAGCCCUGUUUCUGUCCCUUUGGCAGCUGGUGCCUUCCCCUGUCUCUGUGGCCCCCAGGGGUCCAUGUGUCCUGCCCUCCGACCCCUGUUCUGGGUUCCGUGGCUCUGCCGGCAUGCCCGCCCCAGCCAGCUUUCCUUGGGGACAAGCCCUUCUCCCCGGAGGGUGCGGCCGGUGGUCCGGUGGCAUCGCCCUCACCUGGGGCUGGUGGGGAGGAAGCAGCUUCUGCUUGACACCUCCGUGCUCACGGGAGAAGGAGGCGUGACCCUCUGGACCUUACACACGGGUCAGGACUGAGACAUCAUAGGGCCACGUCUCUGGAAGUUUGAGGAGGAAGAGGAAAGGACCCAAAAUAAUCACUGUUGUGAUGAUGGUCCCCACUCACCCUGGCAGGUGGUGCCGUCAGCCCCUGACUCACGACGGCCUCCCCAGGGCCCCCCAAGGGCUGCUGCACCCAGCCCUGCCAUGUGCUGGGCCCCUCUCUCCUUCCCUCACCGCCCACAUCAUCUGUCUGCCCCUCUGGAUGGGCGGCCCGCCUCUGCCUCCAGGAAGCCCUCCAGGCUGUGCUGUGUGUUGUAACCUGCGGUGUUCGUCUGCCUGCCACCUCUGUAGCCUUGUAGCGAGAGCCCUGGGAGGCAGGGCCCCCACUGGGUCCCCAGCUGCCCGCUCCUUCACCAGGGGCCCCGCCUGGGAGGGGCUCAGGAUCUGGCUCAAGGGACCCUGGGGAGACAUGUGGGGUCCCCGUGGACCCCCUCCUGCGGCAGGGCCCUCCCCUGGCCGCCCUCACCCCGCAGCUGUGGCAGGACCGUGCCAUUGCCGUCCGUACAUCGGUGUGGAGGGCGGCCCUGCAGGGACUGUAUCUCCGGCUCGUUGGUGUCACCGACUUGGCCAUGUUGGGGUCAGGAGCUAUCCCGCCCCGUCGUUCGUGUUCUCAAUUUAAUUGUUGUGC